CAGAAAUGCAAUUCAGGCUCCUGGGCACCUUCGUUUUUGUUCACCCUAUUUUUGUUGUAGCUUCUCGCCGCUGAAGUCCGCGGCCCUCUAUCUGGCUGUGUUAUGUACUGAAACCGGUAAACAUACUCAGGAGCACCAAUCCACGGAAAAGGGAGGAUCAAGCCAGCGAUGGUGGUUCACAGUUACCGCUCCCAUAUAACUAGAGGGGUUGUGGCACGUUUGGGGAUAAACCCCACCUAGCUGAAAGCUCUGAGACUGAAGUGGAAUUCUGGGGUUGGAGGAGAGGAAAGAGGGUGUGGCCGUUGCUCUGUGGUCAACGUAUUUUCCCCUCUAUAGUGGCUGGGAUGAGGAAAGCCAGGGAGUGGAGGCGGAAGUCCCGUUUUUCAUCCCACUGCCACACCCUUCAUGGCCAGUGGCUCUAGGUUUAUCCGCUGGAGCUUAAAUCCCACAAAUACUGAUUUAAAAUUCACUAGGAGAAAGGCAGUGCCUCCCAGCCUGAGCCGGGGCUCAAUGAAUGUUAAGAUAUGACUGAUUAUAUCCUCAUUCCAUUAGGGUAGCCAAAAAGGAAAAAAGCCAGCGCCAUUGGGACAAAGGUCACCGACCUCUCAAUCGCCCUGCCCCUUCCACAAAAAGCCUGAGAUGUCAAGUAGGUGGGGGAGGGAGGAGAGCCGGGAGCUCAGGGUUUGAGGAAGGCCAGGCUGUCUCUGCCCCUCGAAUAGCAACGCGAUGAGCUCAGCCCCCUCAGUCCAGGCCGAGAGCCAGAUGGCGGUCACGUGGCCGCGGGGCGCCCCGGGCGCAGGGUCCUCGGCACAGCUGAGGGGUGCGCGCCGAGCUCCGCCGGGCGAAGGAAUUCCAGCCCCGCAAAAUGGCUCCAGAGUGUCUCCCGUGACUCGCUCGGGGGCUGCGGAGGGCAAGAGGGUGUGUGCGCUUGAGCCGCUAGAGGGAGGGCGUUUUGUUCCUCAGCCGUCAGACGCGAGCUCUGCAGGCCGAAAACCCAGACCCGCGGCAGCCAACAUCCGGAAGCCCCUGGGCGGAGGUUUAGCCUCUCGGGGCACACAGGCUGGGUCACAGGGGUCUUGAAUUUGGGGUUUCUCGUAAGACUGGAGCGCAGGCCGUCGCCUGUGCUGGCAGCGCCCUCAUUGUGAGCGUUGUUGGUCAGACUGGGGAGUGACUGAAAUGUGACUUUGAAGGUUCAGGGAAGCUGGGGGCGGCUAGGGAGGAAACCGCGCGCCUUGCCAGACCACGUGACUCGGCGCGAGAAAGCGAUGGCAGGUCUCUGGGCUGCUCAGAAUUGAAAACGUGGCUUUGAAUUAAAUAAUUCGGUUUUUUUAUGCGACUCUGAGAGACUUAAGAUUUGAUGUAGGCUAUUCCAGUGCUCACACAGGACCCAGAACAUAAACCAGACUGCAGGGAUUUCCUAUCCUCUAGUAUCCUUGAAGCCAUCUGCCCUAUUUGAACACCUCCAGGGACCAGGCACUGCCUGCCUCACAGGGCAUCAGGUAUCUUUAGGGAACAGCUCUCAAACUUGUUUGCAGAGGAGUCCAAAUUGUGGCUUUGAAAUUCCCACUUACCGGCCUUAGUGCUGCCAACCGGGAUGCCACAGAGUCAGUCAGUCAUACUUCAAGUGUGGAAACGUGACUCCAUGGCUCUGCUCUUCUCUGGGUUGAGCAUUCCUUCCAGCUUUAACUCUUCCUCGUCAGCCCUGGUCACUCCACAUCAUCAACUCACCUUCCAGAUGUACCACAGUUGACUCAGGAUAAAACCCAAAACCGGAGAAAGAACUUGGGACUUCACCUGUCUCCCCUGCCCUGCCGGUUCCUUUUUGACUUCUCAGACAUACCACAAUUCUUAGAACUUGUAGCCAGUGAAAAUCCCUAUGUUGCUUUAUUUUUUAAAUGACAGUAGUUAUGCUAAAGACAUGCAAGAUAAUAUGAGGUCAUUUUAAAAUGAGGACAUUUUAAUGACAUGGAAAAUGCUUAGGAUAUAACGUGAAUAAAAAGUGUUAGGAACAGAACUGUAGAUACAGUAUGAUCAAAACUAUGAAAUAAGUAUAAAACCCAAGGAGAGGCUGGGCACAGUGGCUUAUGCCUGUAAUCUCAACACUGGGAACCAAGGCCAGGGGAUUGAUUGAGGCCACGAGUUUGAGACCAGCCUGGGCAAUAUAGCAAGAGUCAUCUCUACAAGAAAAUUUUAAAAAUUAGCCUGGCAUGGUGGCACACACUUGUAGUCCUAGCCACUUGGGAGGCUCAGACAGGAUUGCUUGAGCCCAGGAGUUUGAGGUUGCAGUGGCUGUUAUGUUCACGCCACUACACUGUAGCCUGGGUGACAGAGAGAUACACUGUCUUAAAAAUAAAUAACAAGGAGAAAGUACUUCAAAGUGCUUAUCAAGUGGGAGGAUUAUAGAAAGUUUGUAUUUUCUCAUUUACACUUCCUGAAUAAUUUUUCCAGUUUUCAACAAUGAAAACAUUUUAUGAUCAAGAAAAAAAAUUCUUAAAGAAUGUUGUCACAUUAUCCUGAAAUUAUGCAAGUCACUAUGCUCAUAUUCCAACUAAGCACAUUUGAUUGAUUUUUUUGUGUUUAAAAGAUAACUACCCCAAGCAUUGGCAGACACAAAGAUGAUGUGAUGUGGUCCCAGUCCUCAAGGGACAAUCUUAGAGACACAAGUCUAUAAGUGACAAUAUUGUAAGGAGAAGUAAGAAAAGAUCUAAAUAAAGAGCUUUGGGAGUUCUGUGAGGGGGCGAAGAUAAUGAAAACAUCUCUCCUGAGAUUCUCAGUAUUUCCACAUUUCCAACCAGUUCCUUUUUUACUGAUCAGAAUUCACUUGAGAGCAGCCAUUUUCCUCACGGAUUCCUCUACCUUCUGAGAGAUGAAAUUGUCAGGCAGACAGACAAAGUCUUUGAUAGCUCUGCCCUUGCCAGAAUGAGACUUGGAGCAGAUGUCCAAAGAGUUGACAUUGCUGUCACUUCUGUUCUGAAAAUACUGGAAUGUGUAAAAAGAAAGAACUGUCCUUUAAAAAAAAAAAAAAAUCAAGUAGGGUGUGGGAUACUUUCCAAGUAAUGUCAUUUUGACUUCUUUUACCCUUGGUCACAUGUUCUCCACACAUCAGAUUAUGGAUUUGCAAACACCUGUAUAGUUUUCCCAUGCCCUUCAUAUAUCUUGAGAACUAUUUGUUAUUUUCUUCAGGGAAGCCUAGGCAGGAAUCCCAUUUUAUCCACUUUGUAACUCAUGUCUUUGACACAUGUUCAAGACCAUAAAUAUUGUUCCUGGCCUCCUAGCCAGGAACAACAAUUUUUCCUAAGAAAUACGUGAAGGAACUUCCAUUACUGUUAUUUUCUCCCUAACAUUUAGUUCAAUUUUAUUGAGAAGAUUUUGGAUCCUUCAACUUAAUUCUUCCAAUGAUCUGGGUUUUUUGUUUUGUUUUAUUUUGUUUUACAAACCUGUAUUUUACGAAGAUUUGAGGCAACUGUGUAGGAAACACAAUUAAUUACAAACGUAGAAAUCUGGACUUGAUAAAUUAACAGGGAAGAGACAUAAGGAGUACACAGAAUGUAGCUCUAUAGGCCAAAGUUCUCCACCAUCACUACAGUUAAACUUCAAUAAUUAUGUUUCCUGGCAGCCAAGGUGAAAAGGGAGAGAAGAACUUGCAUCUGUAGCUCUUACUGUCAAAAAGAAUAAAGCCUGCCAGAUUCUUUGGAGAAAGAUAGUAUUUACUCGCUUUGUACAGGGGCUGCUGCAGGGGGUACUGGGCAGUGUCCACCACAUUUCUCCACCAAUGCAAUGACAGUUUCCCAAGCCUGUUUCAGAUAGGACCCAUUCAUAAAAGUCAAGGGCGGCACAGCAAGCCACCAUUUCGUGAUAGUGAUUCUGGUAGGCUAUAGACUCAUAAUAGGUAUUCUGAUCUCGUCACAUGUUCUUAGGUGAUAUACCUCAUCCCUCUCACAGAGCCCUUUGCUAUGACUCUGAAGGACAAAACAGCUCUGCAACAGCAAAAAUGUUCCGUAUCCUCCUUUUAUUUCCACAUUUGGCCCUUCACAUGGGAAAAGAGAUGCAAGCCACAAGUCCUCCUGCCACUUACUGAGCACUUCAUGUUAUACCUAAGACACCAACCAGUUUCUUCCAUUCCACCCAAAGCAGCAGCUCAGAGGUGAAUCGCUGAGCUGUCUGAUUUGGGCAGUCGCUCCGUCCUCUGGCCAGUGAGUCAGGAGGUAAGAUGAUGACCCUUUCCAUUACCUAAUACUGUAGCCUUCCUAGGGCUCUCACAAAUCAUAGUGCUUUUUUAUUCUGCCAUCAAAGGACCCUUGAGAGCCGAGGAGAGAGAAUAGAGAGCCCCAGGGAUGCAAGGCAGAGAUAGCCCAGUGUGGCCCACCAUAAACAUAAAAUUUCCGAAAAUUCUCAUGCUUUGUUCUAAAUUAAUGGGAAUUUUGUGUUUACCUCAUAACAUCUAUUUUUCCCCAAAGUGGGUAUGCCAUUUGGUUUAUGAAAUAUUUUUAAAUUUUGAAACACGAAAGUUGCAAGUACAAUACAAAGAACUUGUAUCCUAAUUUACCUGAGAGCAGAUCACAGAACAAAUGCUCCAUUACCCGCUAAAAACAAGGACAUUCUCUUACAUGACCACAACACAACCAUCAAAGCAACACCGACUCAUUACUACCAACUAAACCUCAGACCCCAGUCAAGUUUCACACAUUAAUUGUCAUGUCUCUUAAGUUUCUCUCAGUCUGAAAUAGCUCCUCAGUCUUUCUUUGACUUUCAUGACUUUGACGCAGUUGAAGAUUAUGAGCCUGUGAUUUUGCAGAGUGUCUCAGAUUGGUUUGUUUGAAGUUUCUGCGUGGUCCAAUUUUGGCAGGAAUAGCAACAAAGUGAAGCUGUGUUCUCCUCACUGCAUCCCGUCAGGAGCACUAUUCACAAUAGCCAAGAUAUGGGUUCAACCUAAGAGUCCAUCAAUGGAUGAAUGGAUAAAGAAAAUGUGGUAUAUAUAUACAAUGGAAUAUUAUUCAGCCAUAAAAAAGAAUAAAAUCCUGUCAUUUGCAGCAACAUGGAUGGAACUGGAGGCCAUUAUGUUAAGUGAAAUAAGCCAAGCACAGACAGACAAAUAUCACAUGUUCUCACUAAUGUGGGAGCUAAAAAAGUGGAUGAUCGCCAGAGACCAGGAAAGAUAGGGAAGAGGGAGAGAUGAAAGGGAAAACAAGAAUAUAAAUGUGUUUAUUACCACUGAACUGUACACUUAAAAAUAGUAAAGAUGGUAAAUUUUAAAUGUGUAUUUUACCUCAAUAAAAAUAAAGUGUAAAAAAACUGAGAAGUGGGGUUUUUCUAAAUUAUUUAAAAAUCUUUCAAAUGUACAAUUUCAGAGAACACUGAAUAUAUCUUUAUCUGUCUAUCUCUCUCUACUUAUCUAUGUAAAAAUGGUGCAUCAAUCAGACUUCUUUGCCUUCUGACUUUCUCUGGGUUUGGUCAAUGGGAAGCACUUUGAUUAGAAUAUAAGAACUGUUGAUUGACCCAAGGCAGAUGAAAAUGUAUUGGUAAACUUUCAACAGAACCUUUGCAUAGCUGGUGGAUGUGGGUAAAAAAGUGAGUCUAACUUAGCAAUUACAGCCAAUUAUGCCCUUCUUGCAUUAUCGCUGUAGUAUUGUUUUAGCCAUGAGAAUCACUAAAGCCAGGUAUCAAAAUAGACUGAUCUUAGAAGCAGACUUUUGAAUUGUGUCACAAAGUGUUAUAUCAAACUUUUCAAAUGAAGCAUAUUCAGUUCAGUUACAUAUAAAUAUAAAAUGAGUAUAGAACCUUAAUAGGAAAGCAAAAAGCAAAAGGGGGUUUUGUACCAUCAAUAAAAUAAUAUUAUUUCAUCUUUUCUUCAUUCUUUUUCGUUUUUUGUUUUUUGAGACAGAGUCUUGCUGUGCCACCCAGGCUGGAGUGCAGUGGUGUGAUCUCGGCUCACUGCAACCUCCGCCUCCCAGGUUCAAGCAAUUCUCCUGCCUCAGCCUCCCAAGUAGCUGGGAUUACAGGCCUGCACCACCACGCCCAGCUAAUUUUUGUAUUUUUAGUAGAGAUGGGGUUUCGCCAUGUUGGACAGGCUGGUCUCCAACUCCUGACCUCAAGUGAUCCACCCACCUCGACCUCCCAAAAUGCUGGGAUUACAGGCGUGAGCCACCACCCCGAACUCUUUGCUUCAUUCUUUAACAUUUUACCUGUUUUUAAUUACUAUAAUAUGUUAGUUCAAUAGUACAUAUAACAUAUAUAUAAUUUACAAAUAACAAGUAUUGGGAGUAUCUGCUUAAAAACCUUUUACUGAAUCCAGUGAGCCAUCCAAAAAGCCUGGAAACCACUGAGCAUUAAACCAUAAGGGGCUGUAAAAUUAAAAAAAAAAAAAAAAUCUGUACCCAGAAUCUUAGAACUUCAGAUUGACACCCUCUAUGUGUCAACCAAAGUGGGGGAUGUGAAGGAGGAACUGCCAGCCCCAAGCAGCUUCCCACAUUAGUCAGGAGAGUAUGUUCAUUUAGUUGCACCACCAUUUCUCAGAACGUUUUGGAAAUAUUUGGAAUGUAGUAGGAGACCUAAGGGACCACCCAGUCAAAACCCAAACGAAAGCCUUCCAAAGACAACAGGGGGCAAAAUGAGGGUCAGCUCCUCCCAGCUCCACAUCCGGCCAGCAGCGGGCUGGGCAGGGCAGCCAUCUUUUCCCACUCUGGCCUCUUCCGCGCAUUCCUGACUGUUACGGGGGGCCUGAGCCUGGGGAAUGAAUGUUAUCACUGCAGGCAAUGUUUAGAGGUGACAGAAAACACUCCAGUCACGUCAGAGAGAAGAGCCAUUUAGACUAGACUAGGGCGCAAUACCCCUGGAGUUGAGCUCCCUUGCCUUUCCCCUAAUGCCUCCAACAAAACGAGACUCUGGUUCCAGGCAGCGCUCUGGACGAUAUGCUUAUUUACUCUGACAUUUCAGGCAAAUGGCUAUAAAAUACUUUGGUGGCUUGGAGACAUGACUAUACAGUUUUGUAAUGAAAGUUGCUUCCAAACUGCUUUCUGUUAUUUUUUCAGAAUUCCUCACUGAUUAAAAUCUGGUUACAAAACAAGGGACCUAGAGAGAUGUUCACUUCACCACUUCUCUACAGAUGCCUCCUGCUGCUUCCAACUUUUCUCCUUUAAGGCAGGGUGAAUCCAAAUCAUGGUCUCAGCCCUGAAGGAGGCACCAAAACAGUUUCGUUGCCCUGUGAAAAGCUUCUAGAGGAGCUCCUCUGAAUGCUUGAAGAAACCAGCCGCCCUUGCAAUUACCUAAAAGGAAUUGAGUCAUUUUAACAAGACAUUAUUUCUGCCAUCCACGGUCACAAUCAUCUCUUUGAAAAAUAAAUACUCUUGGUUUGUUUUUUGUUUGUUUGUUUGUUUUUAAUGUCCAUUAUGGGAUGGUCUGAUUAGACAAUGGGAUUUCUUAAUCUAGAGAGGUGAGCACAUCCCUGAGUUUUGCCAAUCCUCAUUAUUCAACCUCCUGCUGUGCUCAGGGGUGGGGCUUCUACACACCAGGAAACUCCAGAUAAAUGGAAGCACAAACUGCUCUGCCCAAAGCCACACUCUGUGGUGCCAAAGCUGGCAGAUCCUGCCGUUUUACAGACUAUGGCCUCCAAACUGGAUUUUCCUCUUUUUCAUCCCUGCAAAGAAUAAGAAAGCACAUAGUCCCAAGUCCCUUUCUCAAGAUGACCCUCCACAUGGACACCUGAAGAGAUCAAACAGCCUCCGACCAAGAGGCAUUUGUUAUUUACUCCACACACCAUCCUCUAGCUUGUUGCAAAACCUGUCUGCCUUCUCACUGUAAAGAAUGACGCACACACUUUUAAUCCAUUCGGCUUUUUGAAAAAUGAAGGUGAGGCUUUGAUUUACUGUGGUUUGCCUACCCUACUCUAUAAUGCCAACAGAUUAUUGGGCCUGGUGGCAGCCUUGUCCAUCAUGUUUUAUGGCUGGGGCCGUUCCCAUCUUGGCUGGGGAGCUGAGAGUGGAAUUUUAACUAUGAAUUUUCUUGUGUUUAAUAGGCUAAAGUCAAAAGGCCACAUUCUGCUUUCAGAUAUGCAUGAACAACUUCCAACUGGAGUUACUCAUAUAUAUCUGAAUUUAGUUAAAAUAUUCCAACACCUAGCCACCAUUAAAUAACAUACUUUUUUUCUUUUUAAACCUUUUUAAUGUGCAUGUGGAUGAGUGAAACAGCAUGUAUAAAUUAAUCAAAAUUAUUCACUCUUUUUGAGGAAAUGUUUGGUUUUUAAGAAACAAAGCCAUUUGGACAUUUUACUCUCCAGUCCUGCUCAUCUAUUCCACCUUGAUACACACCAACCACUGAACUUCUUCAAGCUUAUCUUGAAGGGCUCAUUAGCCUCUGCCCUUCCUGUUAUGUAGUGGACAGCUGUGGUAGAGUAGAAACACACAACAGGGCCGGAUUCAGAAGAAGCAAGAUCAAGGUCCAGCUCUGAUAAUAGUUAUAUGAACUUGAGCAAAUCAAUUAAUCAUCUCAGUAUCUAUUCAUCUGUAAACUGUUGACUUCGUAAGAUUAUUGGGUGAAUUCAAUAGAUAGUGGGUGUUACUUUUUUUUUCAAAAGAACUUUGCCUGUUGCAUAAGCAAAAAAUGUCCAAACGAAAAUCCAAUGCUGAUGAAGAUAGUAAGGAGAAACUUAUCAUCACACAAUGAGAGAAGGAGUAUAAAAUGGUACUACUCCUUUGGAAAGCAACUGCAAUUAAUAUAUUGAUAAUAUUGACCAUUUAAAAGUGUCCUCUUUGAUCCAAUAAUUCCACAUAUGAAAAUUUGUCUUUACCUCUAUAUGUAAAGCUUUUCUUCAUAGCAUUUUUAUCAUGGAAAACAAGUGGAAACAAUCCAAAUUUUAAGCAAAUAAGGGAAUGUUUAAGCACACUGUCAUAUACACUUAACAGAAUACUUGGGUUAAAUUCUUGUAAUGUUAAAUGAAUAAAAAUUGAUUCAAAAUACAUAUUCUGCAUGAUCACAUCUUGGUAACAGAAACAACAACAAAAAAGCCUUGAAAAGGACUAGAACAAGUAGAACAAAUUUUUCAGAAGUAAUUGGUAGAAGAAAAUCAGAAAGCGCUUUGGAUACAAAGAAUAUAGGAACAUUUCCCCUCUUUGAAUACUUAAUACUGUGUACAUAGAUGGCACAAAGUGUAUAUUAAAUGAAUUUUUUAAGUGUUAUACAUUAGCUCCUAAUUAGCAAGAACACCCUGCUCAGCUAGCUUUUCAAUUAAUCAAAACUUUACCUUAAUUAGCUCUGGAAAAUAGGUUUUUGCAGUGGUUGUAUCUUAUUUUUCCAUCCAGCUAUCUAUAGGAUCAUAGAGAUUCAGGCUAACACAUUUGGCAUUUGGUCAGAUAGCAAAAGCUUGGAUUUAGCCAUUGUCACAAGGAGCAACAUCAAAGGAAUUCUGAAACAUUGCUCCCCACAUACAGCAUGGCCCAUGUCAUUUGAUCUUCAAGAAUGCAGAGCAGUGGGUGAUGAAUGUUCAUGAGAUCCAAUGUAUACAUUUCCAUCAACAGGAGGAAUGGGUGCAGGCCAAACUAGCAAUGGGUGGUAUGCUGUAAGCAUAGACAGUCAUUUGCAGAGGUGUCAGCAUAUUGUACAGAAUUAUAAAUAAGGAGGGACAUGUGAUAAAUAAAAUUUCAUUAAUUUACAGAAAUAAACCGAAACAUCCAAAAUAGGCAGCUCCGUGCAUAUUUCGUCUUCUAACCCACAAGAAGUAAUAUUUAUUGCCUUCAUAUGAAAGCCAACUUUAGUGAUAUUCCUUUGUGGUAAUAUUAUGAUGUACCAUUUUGUAUUCCUAGCAUGUCCUACAACCCUCGUUAUGGUGCACUUAUGAGCAGAGCACCACUUUCACUACACAGUGGAGCUGUCCACCAAGAAAAUAAAAGAUAGUUUGUGUUGAGACAACCCACUUAGAGAAAUGAAUUUUACAGAGGGGAGAAAUAAUGUCUCUAUAGCAGAAAUUAAGUCAGUUCUUGAAUUUCAAAUGGAAGUGUCUCCUCACAGCUGAGUUACUUAAAGAGCAAAAGACCAAACAUGCACCUCAAUUACAGGAAAUUAAAAGCCCCUUGAAAGCUCACAAAAUCAUCAAAAGUUAGAAAUGAAAGGUAGCUUAUAAAUCUUCUAUUACCCACCACACAACACAUACCCACAUUUUUAUAGAUGAGGAUAGAGCCCAGAAAGUUUAGAUAUUUUUCCAAGAUCACACAGUGAAUAAAUGGUAGAGCCAGGAUUCAAACCCAAGACUCUUGGCUCUCUCUGUUGUUCUUGCCUCAAUGCUCUGCAAAUACCAAAGGGCCUGCAAGCUGCAAACCUUAACCUGUACUGUUCAUCAGACAUUUGGAAAGGAUUGUAACAUGAUGGAAAGGGCUUUCGAGUCAGACUGGAGUUUAAAUCCUGACUUGAUCACUUACUUGUAUGGCCUUGGAUAAGUCAACCAACGUCUCUGAACCUCAGGGUCAUUUAUAAAGCAAACAUUGUGAAUCCCACCCGCAGUGUGGUGGUAAGAAUCAAAUGAAAUAAUGUACACUAAGUGCCAAGCAGGGGGCCUGGCUCACCAUGGGAACUUGAGAAGUAUCUAUUAUUACUAUCAUAUUACUUCCUUGAAUGCAUAUCCGAAGUCCUGAACUUUCAGUCUUAGUCUGGAAAAGAGAGUAAGGGUCCAAAUUCUUCAUCCUUCUCUACAAAGCCUGUGUGGAUGUUUCUGUUCACGGCUGUGCUGCGCCAAAAUAAAUCUAAUUCAAUCUGGACCAUUAAAUGCUUGGCACCAUGUUUUACACUAAUCUCUUCAGUUGUUAUUUUCAGUUUCUAGUUUACCCAAACAAUCCAUUUUUAGAGUUAGUGACCAAAGCUGCCAAUAAAAUAGACUUAUCUUGAAAACACCAGGAUCCUCCUGAAGGAAUGUCAAUAUACACGCACAGCAUAUGGCAAUGCUUUAUAAGAGUUUGACCAUUGGCUUACAGUUGGCCAGCUCAACUGUAAACUCAAUACUACUUUGGGGUAUUAAUAUCUAUAAGUGCUUAAUAUCCCAGCCACACUGCCAUCCACUAGGUUUGAAUGUCCUUUAUGGAGUGAACUUGAUCCUCCCGUUUCACUUUUGGUCUCUCUCCAGAGAAGCUAAUGUACUGGCAUAGUUCUGCCAUUUGUCAGCCAGAAGUCUGGUUACACAUUUGCUCGUCAAUCUAAACCUAACCUAUUCUCAUAUGAGCACUUGGGGUUUCAUGUAAAUCAACCAGACGUUCUGUCACUCACCAGCAAUAUCUCUCCAUAGUAUUCUACACCCAUGUGCCUUCAUGAAAUAUUUCAUUAUGCUGGUGGAAGAAAUAUUCAAAUGAAUGUGCUUUUUCAGGGAUGGUGACACCAGAAUGUUUUAAAUCUGUUCAUUACCACAACAAGGAUAAAUGGCGUUUCUGCCAAAGACUUUUGAUAACGGGUGCAGUAAUGCAUGCCAGCACUUUCUGAAAUUAAAGGUUCUACCCUGAGAGGUUUCACAUGCUUACCCAGGAAUGCUCCUUGAAAAGAUAAUCUCCUCAGACAUAAGCCUGGCCACAGAAAAGUCUCUCUAAGGUCAGCAGUUUCUAGAGUGACGAAGUGAGAAUUCGAUUCUUAUCUGUUCACAGACUCUACAAAUCUCAAAACACCUUCCUGAAGAACACCCUGGGGGAAAAAUACAAAAAACCUCAUGGAUUUAGCCAUAGAUCAUAUAUAUUUUGAAUUGUCACUCUUUCACUCAACAAAUAAAUAUCUCCUAUGUGCCAAGUCAUGAGCUAGAGGUUGGAACAGCACAUUGCAUAGAGAACUUGGUCCCUAGCCUGAGGGAUUCAGAAUCUUGGGCACCAUCAUUUCUGUUUUCAUCAUUGUUGUCAUCAGUGUCUUUUGAGACAUUCUUAUUUUGAUCUCCUUUGAUUUUUAUAUAUUAUGAUUAUUUCCAAUAUAAUUUUAAAAUAAGAAUUUUAUACUUAUGGAAAAAUAUAUUUCAUCUAAUUUGAAAAAAUAAGGAAACAGUGCUUUGCUUUCCCUAGCCUUCCUUCUCAUUUACUGUAAGAUAAUAAUUUUUCUUUUUCAGGGUUCAUUUCAAUUUUUUGCAAAGGAUUUAGCAAUGAAACACUAAAAUCUCAGGCAUUUUCAUUAAGCUCAUUUUUUACUUUCCUCAUAUAUAGCCUAUAUGCUUUAUUUAAUAUCUUUAUUCUUUACAUUAAAUUAAAAUUAUUUUUAAAAUGACUAUAUUUCUAUUGCUGUUUUGACAUUUCAUUGAUCAAUAUUUCACUAAAGAUAUUAACUUUCUCUAGGAUGCAGAGAGACUCAUAGAACUUACACCAAAAUUUCUACUGAAUGAAUUUCCCCACCUUCUUGGUGAUUGUACACCUGCCUUCCUUAUAAGGAGAACAAGGAAGUAAAUCAUGUUGAAGUUGCUUUUAAACACAGCUUUUCUGCUUUACCUGUCCAGGUAGCCUCUGUUUUCAUUUCAGUCUUAAUGAAAACUUUCUAACUUACAUCUCAAGUUUCUUUUCAAAGCAGUGUAAGUAGUAUUUAAAAUGUUAUACUUCAAGAAAGAAAGACUUUAACGAUAUUCAGCGUUGGUCUUGUAACGCUGAAGGUAAUUCAUUUUUUAAUCGGUCUGCACAGCAAGAACUGAAACGAAUGGGGAUUGAACUGCUUUGCCUGUUCUUUCUAUUUCUAGGAAGGAAUGAUCACGUACAAGGUGGCUGUGCCCUGGGAGGUGCAGAAACCUGUGAAGACUGCCUGCUUAUUGGACCUCAGUGUGCCUGGUGUGCUCAGGAGAAUUUUACUCAUCCAUCUGGAGUUGGCGAAAGGUGUGAUACCCCAGCAAACCUUUUAGCUAAAGGAUGUCAAUUAAACUUCAUCGAAAACCCUGUCUCCCAAGUAGAAAUACUUAAAAAUAAGCCUCUCAGUGUAGGCAGACAGAAAAAUAGUUCUGACAUUGUUCAGAUUGCACCUCAAAGCUUGAUCCUUAAGUUGAGACCAGGUGGUGCACAGACUCUGCAGGUGCAUGUCCGCCAGACUGAGGACUACCCGGUGGAUUUGUAUUACCUCAUGGACCUCUCCGCCUCCAUGGAUGACGACCUCAACACAAUAAAGGAGCUGGGCUCCCGGCUUUCCAAAGAAAUGUCUAAAUUAACCAGCAACUUUAGACUGGGCUUCGGAUCUUUUGUGGAAAAACCUGUAUCCCCUUUUGUGAAAACAACACCAGAAGAAAUUGCCAACCCUUGCAGUAGUAUUCCAUACUUCUGUUUACCUACAUUUGGAUUCAAGCAUAUUUUGCCAUUGACAAAUGAUGCUGAAAGAUUCAAUGAAAUUGUGAAGAAUCAGAAAAUUUCUGCUAAUAUUGACACACCCGAAGGUGGAUUUGAUGCAAUUAUGCAAGCUGCUGUGUGUAAGGAAAAAAUUGGCUGGCGGAAUGACUCCCUCCACCUCCUGGUCUUUGUGAGUGAUGCUGAUUCUCAUUUUGGAAUGGACAGCAAACUAGCAGGCAUCGUCAUUCCUAAUGACGGGCUCUGUCACUUGGACAGCAAGAAUGAAUACUCCAUGUCAACUGUCUUGGAAUAUCCAACAAUUGGACAACUCAUUGAUAAACUGGUACAAAACAACGUGUUAUUGAUCUUCGCUGUAACUCAAGAACAAGUUCAUUUAUAUGAGAAUUACGCAAAACUUAUUCCUGGAGCUACAGUAGGGCUACUUCAGAAGGACUCCGGAAACAUUCUCCAGCUGAUCAUCUCAGCUUAUGAAGAACUGCGGUCUGAGGUGGAACUGGAAGUAUUAGGAGACACUGAAGGACUCAACUUGUCAUUUACAGCCAUCUGUAACAACGGUACCCUCUUCCAACACCAAAAGAAAUGCUCUCACAUGAAAGUGGGAGACACAGCUUCCUUCAACGUGACUGUGAAUAUCCCAAACUGCGAGAGAAGAAGCAGGCACAUUAUCAUAAAGCCUGUGGGGCUGGGGGACACCCUGGAAUUACUUGUCAGCCCAGAAUGCAACUGUGACUGUCAGAAAGAAGUGGAAGUGAACAGCUCCAAAUGUCACCACGGGAACGGCUCUUUCCAGUGUGGGGUGUGUGCCUGCCACCCUGGCCACAUGGGGCCUCGCUGUGAGUGUGGCGAGGACAUGCUGAGCACAGAUUCCUGCAAGGAGGCCCCAGAUCAUCCCUCCUGCAGCGGAAGGGGUGACUGCUACUGUGGGCAGUGUAUCUGCCACUUGUCUCCCUAUGGAAACAUUUAUGGGCCUUAUUGCCAGUGCGACAAUUUCUCCUGCGUGAGACACAAAGGGCUGCUCUGCGGAGGUAACGGCGACUGUGACUGUGGUGAAUGUGUGUGCAGGAGCGGCUGGACUGGCGAGUACUGCAACUGCACCACCAGCACGGACUCCUGCGUCUCUGAAGAUGGAGUGCUCUGCAGCGGGCGCGGGGACUGUGUUUGUGGCAAGUGUGUUUGCACAAACCCUGGAGCCUCAGGACCAACUUGUGAACGAUGUCCUACCUGUGGUGACCCCUGUAACUCUAAACGGAGCUGCAUUGAGUGCCACCUGUCAGCAGCUGGCCAAGCCCGAGAAGAAUGUGUGGACAAGUGCAAACUAGCUGGUGCGACCAUCAGUGAAGAAGAAGAUUUCUCAAAGGAUGGUUCUGUUUCCUGCUCUCUGCAAGGAGAAAAUGAAUGUCUUAUUACAUUCCUAAUAACUACAGAUAAUGAGGGGAAAACCAUCAUUCACAGCAUCAGUGAAAAAGAUUGUCCGAAGCCUCCAAACAUUCCCAUGAUCAUGUUAGGGGUUUCCCUGGCUAUUCUUCUCAUCGGGGUUGUCCUACUGUGCAUCUGGAAGCUACUGGUGUCAUUUCAUGAUCGUAAAGAAGUUGCCAAAUUUGAAGCAGAACGAUCAAAAGCCAAGUGGCAAACGGGAACCAAUCCACUCUACAGAGGCUCCACAAGUACUUUUAAAAAUGUAACUUAUAAACACAGGGAAAAACAAAAGGUAGACCUUUCCACAGAUUGCUAGAACUACUUUAUGCAUGAAAAAAGUCUGUUUCACUGAUAUGAAAUGUUAAUGCACUAUUUAAUUUUUUUCUCUUUGUUGCUUCAAAAUGAGGUUGGUUUAAGAUAAUAAUAGGACAUUUGCAGAUAAGUCAUCCUCUACAUGAAGGUUACAGACUGUUGGCAGGUUCAAAAUAAUCAAGAAGAGAAAUAUCCUUAGCAAAGAGAUGACUUUGGGGAUCAUUUGAGGAAUACUAACUCUGUUGCAUUAAUGCUUCAAAAAAUCAUCAAAAUGAUUCAUGGGGGCCUGAUUUGCAUUUGAAAAAUGUUUGAAAUUAGAAUCUCAUUUGUUUCAGGAAUGCAGCUACCUGAGUUUUUUGUCUCGGCAAAGUCACAAAGCCCAUAUCCUCACAUUGUGUGUCUAUACUCGCCAAUUAAUUCUAAACUUGGAGGAAAUAUGCCCUCUCUUAAAGGAGAAUUUUUUUAUAUCUCUGAGAAAUGAGAUUCUGAGUUUACUUCAGCUAAAAGGUUGCAAUUCUUCUGAAGAUAUCUCAAAUAUAAGGUUGAAAGUUAAGUGUUAAUAAUUUUUGUGAAUUUAUACACACACCUAAACGUUAAGUACACAAAUAUUUUAUUUGUUUUACAAAUAAGGAAUAAGUAAUUUAUAAAUUAAGAAGUUACCUAUAAAAAUAAAAAGAUAACAACCCUAUCAUAUAGCUUAUUUUUAAAUUACCUGAAAAAUGAUAUUCUACACUGUUUCCUUUUUGACUCUGAGUUUUCAAACUGUUAAUUCUCCCAUAUUUCUCAAUCCAUUUCACUCAGUUGCACAGUCUUUUAAAUCCUGUAAUUGUCAUACCAAAGUUUCUUUUUUAAAAAAAAUUACUUUAAAUGCUUAGUUUAUUCAAAGAGUGAUCCAGUAAUAUAAAAGGAACAUGUGUUAAACACAAUAAAAUUUUAAAUGGCUCUAAAUCAAGCACAUCAAGAGUAUACAAGUCUUAAAGGCUUUUUAAUACAUACUCUUUUCCCAUCUAUGUAACCCAACUUGCACAUUUCAGCUGCAUGUGGUGAAUAUGCAUCAUAUAUUUACUUUAAGAGGUAAGAUUUUACUUGCAAAAUAUAUGUGCAAAUUAGGGAUCCAUCAGUUGAUGGAAGAGAUGGACUCUAGAAUAUUAUUUCUUGUGGUUAUUACUCCUUUACAAAGCACUUUCGUCUCACUUGAUCCUCAUAAGGAAACUAAGGCUCAGAAUGAGUAGAGCUGGGUUCAGAAUCUAGCUCCUCUAACUCCAAGCCAUCUCCUCUUUCCACUGCAGGAAACUGCCUCUUUUGUCAGUGAAAUAAUAGAAAGAUUGUGUUAGUUAAGCAAUAACUGUCAUUUGUUUGAAAAUGUUCGAGACUAAACAAAUAGCAUUUAAACUGCUGGCAUAUAGAUGAGAUAUUGUACUUUUGCGCAAUGUUUAUUACCUUUGAUUAAAUUGUAAUGUGAAGCUUUUACUAGGUGAAUAGUUCAUUAUGUAGUGGAGGCUUCGUGGUUGUCCAUUGAAUUGUCACAGCAAAAUCUAUAAGUUUCUUCAAUUCUACAAGAUAGAUCCAUAUACCUUUGAUCACUUGGAGACUCUUUUUUUGCUGGUUUCUAGAUAACUCAGGUAAAUCAAACCUUUACGGAGUACAGGGCUAGGUGAAAGAAUUACUGAAAAAUCACCUUGAAAAUCCGAAGGGCUGAUAUACCCUUUAUGUUCCUGACUGGUGUGCAGAACCUGGGGGAAAUCUACAGCAAUAUACAGGUUGCAAUGCUGAUAACACAACAGCAAUCCUCUCCUCUACGUGGACUUACUGUUGUAUUUUUUUAUUAUUAUUGGAAUGGGAUUUUAGAAAAUAGAAGUUACCUUUGUGUGUGUUUUAGGGAAGGUAGAGAAGAAUCUGCUCUUUCUCUGAAUACUGUUUUGACCCCAGGCAGGACCUUGGAAAGGCCAAAACAUUAACAGUAGUACUUCUGUUCACUGAAGAGUUAUGUUACAUGAAGAUGAAAUGGUUUUGUCGUGUUUAUUAUUGUAUUUUGUGUUGAUGUAAAUAAACAUGGUAAUUUAAACAAUGAA
This is a messenger RNA of Pan troglodytes (chimpanzee), 17068 nucleotides long. RefSeq names its product integrin subunit beta 6 (gene ITGB6). Gene Ontology annotation, molecular function: integrin binding. The transcript is spliced from 17 exons. Gene Ontology annotation, biological process: integrin-mediated signaling pathway; cell adhesion mediated by integrin; cell-matrix adhesion. NCBI's taxonomy places the organism in Eukaryota, Metazoa, Chordata, Mammalia, Primates, Hominidae. The record is from RefSeq and is a predicted model, not a curated record. Gene Ontology annotation, cellular component: integrin alphav-beta6 complex; focal adhesion; cell surface. The coding region runs from base 12634 to 15000 and encodes 788 amino acids.